UUCAGCGGGCGCGCCCGCAGAUGUCUCCGGCGCUGCAAAAGUUGCGCGUUCGCUGGCACGCCGCUCGGGGAAAGGCGCAAAAAAAGUCGCGAAACAUGGCCGUGCAAUGUUAUUGAGGAUUCCGCGAGUCGAGACGGCGAGAGAAUUGCGCGUUCGAGGGAGUGCGACAGAGAGAGAGGGAGACACGUCGUGCCGCGCCAGGGAAGAGAAAGGGUCGGCGAGGAGGAGCGCAGGAGAAGAACGGGAAGAGGAAGAGGAGGAAGAAGGUGAUCGCGUUGUUGUGCUCCCGCUGGUAAAUUGCGGUACAACGGCCAGUGUGACAGCGGACGAGGAGCAGCGGAACAGCGGCCGGAGAACACGGAACGGACGGACGGACGGGCGACGGUGACUGCGAAAAAUGCGUUCGAUCGCGGCGAGUCAUCGCGGCGAGUGUCAUGCAUCCCGCAGCAGGGAAUGACUCGCGCCCCCGCCCCAAAAAUAAUCGGCCCAGUACGGUUCGUCAUUGCGGUGGCUGAGGAGUACGAUCGGCGAUCUACGGUUCUGACCUCCUGCGCUCGCAGCCCCCACGGCGGGCUCAGCAGCCAUCGGCGGCAACGAUCCGGGUUCUCCCGUGCGUGACUUUUUGGUUUCGUGGUGUUAGGAAACUCGCAGAAUCAGGCGGUCACGCUGAGAUCGAAUCCAUUGGCAGUGUGUGCGCGGAUCCAGGGGAAGAAUGUCACUGAAACCCAAGAAGGUAGACUUCACUCAGACCUGGGAUGUACUGCAAGAGACCGUAAAGGGAGUAAUAACGUUAGCAAAUGUCUCACGAGCCACAUGGAAUGACAGAUUUAGUGACGUCUAUUCCUUGUGCGUCGCAUAUCCGGAACCACUGGCGGACCGUUUGUACAACGAGACAAAGAGGUUUCUGGACAACCAUGUCUUCCAGUUAUUGACAGAGGUCCGCGCCCAUGGCGAGUCGGAUCUGCUGCAGGCGUACCACCGGGCCUGGACCGAGUAUUCGCAAGGCAUCAACUACUUACACCGCUUGUAUCUAUACCUCAAUCAGCAGCACAUCAAGAAGCAGAAGCUCUCGGAGGCCGAGCUCAUCUACGGCACGUCUUCCUCCAUGGCGGUCGACUACCAGGAGCAGAUGGAGAUCGGCGAACUCGGUCUGGACAUCUGGAAGAGGAAGAUGAUAAGCCCGCUCAGGAGUUCGCUCGUUUCCCUGUUACUCGAGAGCAUCCAGGCGGACAGAAACGGGGAAGCACAGCCUGCCACCACCGACGUGAUAUGCGGUGUUAUACAAAGCUUCGUGCGAGUAGAAGAAUACAAGUUGAAAGGACAAUUAGAUAUGUAUCAAGAAAUUUUCGAGGGUCCCUUUUUGGAAGCGAGCGGCGAGUUUUAUUCGAGAGAAGCGUGGGAAUUGCUUCAGCAGUUGGACGUCACACGUUACAUGGAACGAGUCACGUGGAGGCUCAGCCAAGAGGAGCUGCGCGCCCACAAGUACCUUCAUUCGAGUUCCGUGCCGAAAGUGAGAGCGUGCUGCGAGGACAAGAUGGUGAACGCGCAAGCCAGUUGGCUGCACACGGAAGCGAAGAUCAUGAUAGAGAACGAGCGCAGGCGAGACUUGUCCCUUCUGUAUCCUCUGCUGAAGCCCCUGCCGUCGGGUUUAAGUCCACUUGUACAAAAACUCACUCAACACAUCACGCAGCAGGGAUUACAGGCAAUCGGGCCUUUGCAGGGGGAAAAUGUAUAUACGCAAUUUGUGGAGAGCAUACUGGACGUACAUUCUAAGUAUUCAGAAUUGAUCAAAGAUGUGUUCAAAGCGGAUCAGAGUUUCGUCGGCGCGCUUGACAAGGCUUGUUCUGCAGUCGUAAAUUACAGGCCUGUGCCGAGGCAACCAGCGCGAGCACCCGAAUUGUUGGCGAAGUAUUGCGAUUCUCUGCUGAAGAAGUCGGCCAAGGCUGCCUCCGAGAGCGAGAUCGAGGAGAAGUUGGCCCGCUCCAUCACCGUGUUCAAAUACGUGGACGACAAGGACGUGUUCCAGAAGUUCUACGCGCGUAUGUUGGCGAAACGGUUGAUACACCAGCAGUCACAGUCGAUGGACGCCGAGGAGGUGAUGAUCGACCGGCUGAAGCAGGCGUGCGGCUACGAGUUCACGAACAAACUGCAUCGCAUGUUCACCGACAUGUCCGUGUCGACGGACCUGAACGCGAAGUUCACGACUACCUUGCGCGAGGGUGAUCGGGAGAAUCAGUUGGGCAUCGGUUUCGUGGUAUACGUUUUGCAAGCGGGCGCUUGGCCUCUCGGCUUGCCACCCUCUCCGGGGCCGUUUCACGUACCGCAGCAGCUGGAGAAAUCCGUGCAGGCAUUCGAAACGUUCUAUCACGCGCAGUUCAGCGGGCGCAAGCUCACGUGGCUGCACCACCUGUGCCAGGGCGAGCUGAAGUUCAAUUACCUGAAGAAGUCGUACCUGGUAACCGUGCAGACGUAUCAGAUGGCGCUGCUGCUGCUGUUCGAGCACUGCGACGCGAUACAGUGCCGGGAGGCGGCCGCAUCGCUGCGCCUGUCGCACGAUCAGCUGGUGAAGCACGCCGCGAGCCUCGUCGAUUGCAAGAUCCUCAUCAAGUCCACGGAAGGCGAACUCGAGGAAGACACCGUCCUCACGCUCAAUUUCGAUUACUACAACAAGAGAACCAAGUUCCGUGUGACCGGUGCCAUCCAGCGAGACGCGCCGCAUGACGCGGAGGCCACGCAUCGUAGCGUGGACGACGAUAGGAAAUUGUACCUGCAAGCAGCGAUAGUUCGCAUCAUGAAGAGCCGUAAGCUGUUGAGACACAAUUUACUUGUACAGGAGGUGCUGAGUCAAUCAAGAGUCACGUUCGCACCUUCUAUCGGGAUGAUAAAGAAGUGCAUCGAAGCCCUUAUAGAUAAACAAUACAUUGAGCGUACGGCAAAUAGCGCGGACGAGUAUUCAUAUGUCGCGUAACCUUCUAACAUCUGUCACUAAUUUAUUUCACUCGAGAGAUGCGUCCCAUAAGACAAAUUUGCUGAGAAAAAUAUCAAAGCUCCGAUCGGCCAAGUGAUUAAAUCAAUUACGAUUCAGCGAUCCAUUCAGCAUUUUCCUUUUCGACAUAAUCAAUCUGAAAAGGGAGAAAGUCAAACAAUAAUAAUAAUAAUAAUAAGACUCCGUGUCAAUGAAAGUUCCACGAAUCUCAAAAUGGCAUGAUGAAGGAUCGGGAAGAGCAUCUUAGAAAGACCGCUUAUUUGCUCUUUAGAUGGACCGAUUAAUACCUUAGUUGAUUUACUGACUUGUAAUAUAUGCACACUGAAUAAAGAUGAUGUUACUAUUUUA
Molecule: messenger RNA, 3334 nt
Organism: Dinoponera quadriceps
Lineage: Eukaryota; Metazoa; Arthropoda; Insecta; Hymenoptera; Formicidae
Gene: Cul2
Product: cullin-2
Exons: 8
Coding region: 713-2968 (751 amino acids)
Biological process (GO): protein ubiquitination; SCF-dependent proteasomal ubiquitin-dependent protein catabolic process
Cellular component (GO): Cul2-RING ubiquitin ligase complex; SCF ubiquitin ligase complex
Molecular function (GO): ubiquitin protein ligase binding
Source: RefSeq, a predicted model, not a curated record